This is a messenger RNA of Emericellopsis atlantica, 891 nucleotides long. Its product is annotated as histone-fold-containing protein. Gene Ontology annotation, molecular function: protein heterodimerization activity; chromatin DNA binding. Bases 1 to 891 code for a protein of 296 amino acids. Gene Ontology annotation, cellular component: CHRAC; epsilon DNA polymerase complex. The transcript is spliced from 4 exons. The record is from RefSeq and is a predicted model, not a curated record. Lineage: Eukaryota; Fungi; Ascomycota; Sordariomycetes; Hypocreales; Bionectriaceae. Gene Ontology annotation, biological process: leading strand elongation; DNA damage response; heterochromatin formation.
AUGCCUCCUCGCAAGUCCGACCCAGCAGGACCGGCUGCGCCGCGCAAGUCCGAUGUCUCAACAGCUCGAUUCGCGCUGAAAGACGAUGUGCAAGAGGCAACACCAUCACAAAGCGACCAGUCGGCGCCAGCGCACGUGGAACCCGCACCCACGACAGCGCCAGCGGCAGCAGCCGGGACGCCCACAGAGUCCCAUCAGGAGGGCGGCGAGAAACGCGACAAGGACACAUACGCUAUCGAGGACCUCUCACUACCGAAAAGCAUCAUCACCAGGCUCGCCAAGGGCGUGCUACCGCCUAAUACGCAGAUUCAAGCCAACGCUGUGCUGGCAAUGAGCAAAAGCACGACAGUCUUUGUCAACUACCUAGCCUCAUAUGCGAACGAGCACACAGUCAAUGCCAACAAGAAGACAAUCUCACCAGCCGACGUCUUCAAAGCCCUCGAAGACACAGAGUUCGGGUUCCUACGCGCCCGCGUCGAAGCUGAAUUUGCCAAAUUCAACCAGAUACAGACGGAGAAGCGCACAUCGUACCGCGCCAAGGUCAAGGCGUCCAAGGGCGCACCGACCGGCUCCGCCGACGUCUCCAUGACCCAGCCCGGUGGUGGUGGCGGCGAGGACUCAACCAUCUCGCUGCCGGAGCAGCACACCAGCAAGAAGCCGCGCGUGGACCCCACAGUGUCCGCGCCGGAGGAGCACGAAGACGAUGCCGAGACGGAGGAUGAGGCGCCCGUGCCAGAGGACGACGACGACGAUGACGAUGUGCCCGAGGACGAGGACAAUGACGAGGACGAGACGAGGGCGGAGAGUGCCGAUGAGAUGAGGCUGGAUGACGGAGACGAGGUGAAACGGGCUCAGAGAGAUGAGGCCUUGGACGGGGAGGAGAGUGAUUGA